This is a messenger RNA of Leishmania mexicana MHOM/GT/2001/U1103, 2040 nucleotides long. Its product is annotated as metallo-peptidase, Clan M-, Family M49. The transcript has a single exon. Gene Ontology annotation, cellular component: cytoplasm. The record is from RefSeq and is a predicted model, not a curated record. Bases 1 to 2040 code for a protein of 679 amino acids. Lineage: Eukaryota; Euglenozoa; Kinetoplastea; Trypanosomatida; Trypanosomatidae. Gene Ontology annotation, molecular function: metalloexopeptidase activity; dipeptidyl-peptidase activity. Gene Ontology annotation, biological process: proteolysis.
AUGUCGCACAACGCCCUUUAUGUUACCCCUCGUGCGGUACCGUACUGCACCCUGGCCAUCGCCAACGCCUUCAAGGACCUGACCCCGAAGCAGCGCCACUACGCCCAUCACAUGAUGGCGGCGGGGUGGUGCGGCGCCCCGGUGGUGGCCGAGCAGCUGAGUCCCGAGUCUCUGCCGCUCCUGCGUCUCUUCUUCAAGGUACUCAGUGUCCAGCCGCUGGACGCCUUCAAGGCGAACAGCGUCGACGCCGGCGUCGACCCCGAUGAGGUGAAGCAGUUCCUGGAAUACGUCGCGAUGGUCUACUCGAACAUGGGCAACUACAUUUCCUUUGGCGACACGAAGUUCGUUCCAUCGAUUCCGAAGGAGAGCUUUGCGAAGAUCGUGGCGAGCGCGGAGGGGUCUCCGGCGGUGGAUGCGCAGCUGCUGGACGCCAUCUACAGCCUGGACGACGACAAGCUGACGCUGGACUUCCCUCCCAAGGGACUUACGCGGUACUACAGCCCAAACGUCACCCGCGAAGACGCCGCUGUCGCGAACGACUUCCUGGCGUCGAAAAAGAUGGACGGCGUCAACACACGCGUGUUCAAGGAGGAAGACGGCACCCUCGUCAUCCGCGUCGCGGCGGCGACUGAGAAGACGGUGCCGGCGGAGAAGUUCAACGGCCGCGCCAUUGCAAUGUACUAUGGCGACUACAAGGAGGAGAUGGCCCGCGUCGUGGCGGAGCUGCGCAAGGCGCAGCCGUACGCGGAGAACGAAACGGAGGUCCGUAUGUUGAACCACUACGUCGCGCACUUCCAGCAUGGCGACGUGGACGCGCACAAGGAGAGUCAGAAGGAGUGGGUGAAGGAUGUGGGGCCGACGGUGGAGACGAACAUCGGCUUCAUCGAGUCGUACCGCGACCCCUCCGGCGUGCGUGCGGAGUGGGAGGGCUUCGUGGCGGUGGUGAACAAGGAGCAGUCGAAGAUGUACGGCGCACUGGUGGCACAGGGCGAGAAGUUCAUUGCUCAGUUGCCGUGGGGCAAGCCGUUCGAGAAGGACGUCUUCUCCAGCCCCGACUUCACCAGCCUUGACGUCCUGGGCUUCGCGAGCAGUGGCAUUCCGGCCGGCAUCAACAUCCCCAACUACGACGACAUUCGUCAGACCGUCGGCUUCAAGAACGUGUACCUGUCCAACGUGGUGAGCGCGAUGACCUUCAAGGACAAGCUGAACUACAUCACAGAGGCGGACUGGGAGCUGUACAAGACGAGCAUUCUUGCCGCGACCUCGGUGAACGUCGGCAUCCACGAGCUGCUGGGCCACGGCACAGGCAAGCUGCUGUCGGAGAACAGCGACGGCACCUUCAACUUUGACAAGAACACGGUGGACCCCAUCAGCGGCAAGCCCGUCGCCACGUGGUACAAGCCCGGCGACACGUAUUCGAGCGUGUUUGGCAGUCUUGGAAACUCGUACGAGGAGUGCCGCGCUGAGGCGGUGUCCCUGUACCUCUGCUUGGUGCCGGACCUGCUGGAGAUCUUCAACCUCAAGACAGCGAAGGAGCAGCAGGAUGUCAUCUAUGUCUGCUGGCUGAACAUGGUGCGCGCCGGCCUGGUCGGGCUCGAGUUCUACACCCCGGAGAAGCACCAGUGGCGUCAGGCGCACAUGCGGGCCCGAUUCUGUAUCCUCCAGGCGCUGGUCCGUGCACCGAACCCCAUUGUGCAGAUCACCGAGAACGCCGAGGAGGGCGUCCUCAUCACACUUGACCGCGAGCGCAUCGCCACGGACGGGCGCCAGGCGAUCGGGGACCUGCUCGUGAACCUCAAUGUGAACAAGGCGACCGCCGACGCGAAGCGCGGCGGGGCCUACUUCGAGAACAUGACGGUCGUGAGCGACCAGUACGUCCACUACCGCGACAUCAUCAUGGCGCGCCGCAAGCCGCGCAAGCAGUACGUCCAGCCACACACCUUCAUCAGCGGGGAUACGGUGGAGGUGCGGGAGUUUGCCGGGUCGGUAGAGGGGGUCGUGGAAUCCUUUGUUACCCGACACCGCGAGAUCCCGCUGUAG